Amaranthus tricolor (Joseph's coat) is the source of this 1584-nucleotide messenger RNA. Its product is annotated as GDSL esterase/lipase At4g18970-like. The transcript has 5 exons. The record is from RefSeq and is a predicted model, not a curated record. NCBI's taxonomy places the organism in Eukaryota, Viridiplantae, Streptophyta, Magnoliopsida, Caryophyllales, Amaranthaceae. Gene Ontology annotation, molecular function: hydrolase activity, acting on ester bonds. Bases 41 to 1108 code for a protein of 355 amino acids.
GUCAUAAGUAAAUGAACAACCAAUAAUAAUAAAAAGAUCAAUGAAUAUGUGGAGAAUUUUAGGCAUUAGUGCACUUAUUAUAUAUAGCACGGUCCGUAGUAGUUUGGUUAAUGGUUCACCAAAAGUGGGAUGUUACUUCAUAUUUGGUGAUUCUUCCUCAGACGCUGGGAAUAAUAAUGGGCUUACAACAAUGGCUAAAGCAAAUUAUCCACCUUAUGGUCUUGAUUUUCCUGGACAUAUUUCCACCGGAAGGUUCACCAAUGGUCUUACCAUUGUAGAUUUUAUCGCUCAACUCUUGGGAUUUCAAAGAUUUAUAACGCCAUAUAGCAAUCAAAUGGGACAAGAAAUAUUGACAGGCGUCAACUUUGCUUCUGGUGCUGCUGGAAUUCUCCCACAAACUUCAUCACACUUGGGUGAUCGAAUUUGGAUGAGUCGACAAUUACAAAAUUACAUGAUCACAAUUUCAAAGCUAGAGGCAAUGGUCCAGGGUCCAGUUGCUAAUUACCUAAACAAGUGCUUGUACACAGUAAAUAUGGGUACUAAUGACUAUAUUAACAACUAUUUCAUGCCUCAAUAUUAUCCCACAAGAUAUCUCUACAACCCUGACCAAUUCUCUACUCUACUUAUUGCUCGUUAUAGGGCACAAUUGCAGUUACUAUAUAAUUCAGGAGCAAGAAAAGUAGCAAUAUUUGGAGUUGGUCAAUUAGGUUGCAUUCCAGCUGAAAUUGCAAUGAAUAAUGCUACACAAUGUGUCCAACAAAUUAACCAAGCCGUACAGCUUUUCAAUUCAAAGCUAAUAUCCCUCGUAGAUUAUUUCAAUGCACGACUUCCUGGAGCCAAUUUUACAUUUAUCAAUUUCUAUGCCAUGCAAUCUUUGGCUCCUCUACCUCCUGGUAUUAUCACAAAUUCAACAUGUUGCAAACUAAGAAGUGAUUUUCAAUGUGAGGCAUUUAGUGAAGCAUGCAGCAACAGAAAUACAUAUGCAUUCAUGGACGGAUUUCAUCCAACUGAAAUUGUGAAUCAAAUUGGAGCAACAUUUGCAUUCAACUCUCCCAUUCCAGCGUUUGUUCAUCCUAUCGAUAUUUCUCGAUUAAUAACAAACACUUAGCAAUAUUAAUCAGGAGUCCUACACGUCUAAUUGUAAAGGCCACCUUAGGACCUCUUUGGUUUACAAAUUACAAUACUUGUAUUAAAAUGUGAGACAAUAGCCUACAUCGAUAAAAUAUGAGUUGUGAACUUGCAUAUGUAUUAGAUAAGAUAAUCCUCCUACUACCAUAUGGUUUUGGAAAACAAUGAACCUCACCAAAUAUAUGUGCAAGUUAACGCUCUUGACCCGUAGGUUUGUGGGCCCGAUCUCACGGGUGUCCCAUAUCCACACGAGUGGGCCACGGUAAGAUUAUGUGAUGAAUUGUCACAGUCUAAUACAUAUGUGGUACACCUAAAUAAAAUCCCAAAGUCUCUCCGUUUCAUAAUAUUUGCUAUAUUUUCCAAUGUCAUCUAUUCGUAAAAUACCUUACAAAUCAUCAUAUUUAUCUUUGUUUUAUUCAUACAAUAUGUCUCAUUUACUUAUACCUUUGUCAUUAU